UAGCUAAGCGAGUAACGCCAUCUCAUAAACUGUUUGAUCGAAACUGGAAACUAGAAACCACAUUGCUAGCAGAAUCCGCUGCGGAGAAGAAGAGAAUCCAAAAACCAUUUCUCCUCUCUCUCUCUCUCUCUCCCCCUUUCUCUCCCUCUCGCUGCAUAUACAUUCAAUCCUGCAAUCACAUUCACGUUCCCAUUCACGUAGAUACAACCUUUUCUCUCGCUCUAUAUAUAUUGCUGCGUGAAUUCUAUUGCAGAUUCUAGCAACAAUGGGCUACGAAAACGAUCCGUACCGCGAUGAAGAAGGAGAGCCGCUGAUGGACUUCGACGAGGAUUUCCAGUCCGAUCCCGAACCCGGAGGAGUCUCCGAUCACAAUCACCACCUCCUCGAUGACGACGAAGACGACAAUUGGCGCCGCCGGCAGCGUUCUCCGACGCCUGUCUACAAUGAUCUCGGCUCCAAAUCGAAGCCGCGGAAGCGGCUAAUCAAGAAGAGCGGGGUGGCGGAGGAGACUCCGGAUUUCGGCAUUGGGGAUCGGGUCCAGGACGAUAGGAUGUCGUCGGGUGGUGGGAAGAGGAAAAUGGUUUCGAAGGAUGGUAGCAGUGGUAUGAAGAGGGAGAAGCAGUCAAAGUUAGAGAGGAGGGAUAGGCAUGGGAGUGAUAAGGGUGGGAAGACAAGGAAGGGGGGUGGGCACUCGGGAGGGCGGUUGAGAGGUCACAACGGUGAUGAGGAGGUCAAGGAGAUGUGGGAAACCAUUGCUGGUGGUGACUCUGAGGAGGAUCAAGAAGGUGCUAGAACCAUUGAUGAUGAUAACUUCAUAGAUGAUAGCGGUGUAGAUCCUGCUGAUCGGUAUGGAAAUGACAAUGAACCAAGGUCUCCUAGUGAUGCGCCACAGGCUGAAGAGGAUGAAGAAAUCAAACAACUCUUUAAGGGAAAGAAAAAGAAGAAAGGCGAGAAAAGUGCUGCAGAGAUAGCAUUACUAGUUGAAAAUGUAAUGGCUGAGCUUGAAGUUGUGGCUGAAGAAGAUGCAGAACUCAACAGACAGUCAAAACCUGCUAUAAACAAACUCAAAAAGUUGCCUCUUCUUACUGAAGUUCUCUCAAAGAAACAGCUUCAACUAGAAUUUUUGGAUCAUGGAGUGUUAACUCUUCUGAAAAAUUGGCUUGAACCCCUUCCAGAUGGAAGCUUACCAAACAUAAACAUCCGUGAAGCAAUAUUGAAGAUCUUAACUGAUUUUCCAAUUGAUCUUGAUCAGUACGAUAGAAGGGAACAACUGAAGAAGAGUGGCCUUGGCAAGGUUAUCAUGUUUUUGUCAAAGUCUGAUGAGGAGACGAUAGCCAACAGAAAGCUUGCAAAAGAUUUGGUUGAUAAAUGGAGUCGUCCAAUAUUCAAUAAGAGCACCAGGUUUGAGGACAUGAGAAACUUUGAUGAUGAGAGGCUCCCAUUUCGGAGGCCACCUGGGAAAAGGCCCAUGAAUAAAGCUCCAGGAAUGGAAUCUAGAGAUGAUGAUCUGGACUUGGCUGGAUUUUCAAAGGAAUCAAAGUCUGGCCUGUCAUCUUCCAGGCAACAAACAUCCAGGCCUGAGGCAAUGCCGCUGGAUUUUGUGGUCCGUCCUCAAUCUAAGAUUGACCCAGAUGAAGUUAGGGCCCGUGCUAAGCAGAUUGUACAAGAUCAGCGCCGUUUGAAGAUGCAGAAGAAGCUGCAACAGUUGAAAGCACCAAAGAAGAAGCAGCUUCAAGCUACAAAACUUAGUGUUGAGGGUCGCAGCAUGGUCAAAUACUUGUAGUCAGCUUGUUUGUUGAGUUAACAAGCAGAAGAAUGCGUUGCAUGUAUUCAAUAAUCUGAAGGGCUCCGGUAAUUUCUCUCUGGGAUCUGAGGCUUUGUGCCAUAAAUGAGCUGGAAUUGCAUAUUUUCCUGGCUUCUUGAUGGAUUGCAAAAUUGUCAGAAGCUGACUCCUUGAUUGGUGGAGACUUUUUCAUGGUUUAAGAACUCUCCUCGGGUUCUUUUGAUAUCGCUCUAUAUAUUAUCCCCCCUCCCCCCUCUGAUGGUAAUAUUGCGGAAUAUCAUUAAGCUGCUGUCAGUGAUGGUUAUGGUGGAACAAAAAGGUUUCUUUUCCAAUAAAGUGUGAUACUUUUUUUUUAAAUAUAUAGUGUAUUUUGAGGCCUUUUAUGGCAUGUUGACUGGCAGAUGGGCCUUCUUAGGUACUGUAAAAGGAAAACAAUUAUGGGCUUGCUGAUGAAAAUAAGGAAGUUUAUUUAUUGUAUCUAAUUGCUAAA
Molecule: messenger RNA, 2273 nt
Organism: Diospyros lotus (date-plum)
Lineage: Eukaryota; Viridiplantae; Streptophyta; Magnoliopsida; Ericales; Ebenaceae
Product: protein IWS1 homolog 1-like
Exons: 11
Coding region: 266-1783 (505 amino acids)
Biological process (GO): regulation of DNA-templated transcription elongation; brassinosteroid mediated signaling pathway
Source: RefSeq, a predicted model, not a curated record